CCAGAAAGUAUAUCACACUCCAUUCCUGCAAUUUGCUAGGUCAUCAUUGUAAGUAGAGCAUAAGGAAUGCGCUGUAACGAAAAAAUUUCAAAGUUAUUGUGAGUUGCCAUUACCUAGUUAAAACAUCCCUUCCCCCGCAGGGACCUCAUGGGAGUUUCUCCUGACCUCUCGGAUGCAGCUCCCCAUGAACGAGCACAUGCAACAAAUGAGGGAUCCCCGUCUGCGAAAGCGACGGUCAAUGAUGUUGCGACUGGUGCGAUGAACGGUCAAGAUGAAUCUCAGGCCCGGAAAGGCACUAAUAAUGAUGUUCUCGAAAAUCUCAUGAAGACUCUCGACAUGGAAGCUGCUGAGGUUGUCACAACCAAAGAUGAUAUCUCAGAUGAUGAUACAGAAGAGCGAAGGCCGCCUUUACCACCUAGACCUUCAUUGUCCCAGGUUGCAGAACGUCCAAAACCCUCAGGAGGUCCAAUGCGACCGGCAUUGCAGUCUAAACCUACCACGGCAUUAUCGUCAGUCGAGAUACAGACGUUAUCAUUUCCCGAUGGCACCAGAGGUACUUUCUCUACGCCAGUUAGUCGAUCAGCAUCCGAAGCAAACCAAGGGCAUGGUACCACUUCGUCAAUUUCUUCAACAUGCAAGAAAAAAGGUCUGGAAGGAAGUGACAGCGAUGAUAAUGCCAGCCUUAUGAGUUGUGCGCCAACCUUGAAGGCAAAUGGAGACCUCGCAAGUCUACUUGACGAUGGACUUAAUGCGCAAAGCCCGGCAUGGAUAUUGUUAAAUUCACAAGCAGAUCAUGGGGAACCAAUUGAUGAGACAGUAGAAUUUGAGGAUACCUCUCUUACAAACUUCGAUCGUGAAUUUGAUGAAAUAGGGGAAGUUGAUAGCAAGGGUGGAAACGAAGAGGAACUACUCAUACAAUGGAAGUCAAAACUCAAGCAUUAUUUGAUUCUCUCUUCCGCUGGAAAACCUAUAUAUAGUCGGCACGGAGAUCAAAAUCUCAUCAAUGGCUAUAUUGGAAUCAUUCAAACGAUUAUAUCAUUCUUUGAGGGUUCAAAAGACCCCCUCACGGGAUUUACUGCAGGUCGUACAAGAUUUGUUAUCUCAACCGACGGACCUUUAUACUUUGUUGCUAUCAGCAAACUUGGUGAAAGCGAUGCUCAGUUGAAAGGCCAGCUUGAGGCUCUGUAUAUGCAAAUCCUUUCAACCUUGACUCUACCAACUCUCACACAUUUGUUUUCGAAUCGACCGAAUACAGAUCUCCGCAGACCUCUGGAGGGAACUGAAUCAUUACUAUCAUCACUUGCAGACACUUUUACUAAAGGCUCUCCCUCUGCUUUGUUAUCUGCAUUAGAAUGUUUGAAGUUGCGAAAAUCACAACGACAUGUUAUAAACAAUACACUUCUAAAAGCACGAACUGACAAGCUUCUUUACGGGUUGAUAGUGGCCGGUGGUAGGCUUGUGAGUGUUAUACGUCCUAAGCGGCACUCAUUACAUCCUAGUGACCUCCAACUCAUAUUCAAUAUGCUCUUCGAAGCUGGCGGGGUCCGAGCUGGAGGCGGUGAGAAUUGGAUUCCCCUAUGUCUCCCAGGAUUUAAUAAUAGAGGAUACCUCUAUAUGUACGUGAGCUUUUUGAGCGUGGAAAAAGGCGGACGUGUUAAAAAUGAUAACUCUGAGAACAAGAAAGGCAAAACGGAAGAUGAAGUUGCAGUGCUUCUCAUAAGCGCUGACAAGGAAAGCUUUUUUGAGCUUAAAGAAAUGCGUGAUGAUGUGGUUAAUCAGCUGGAAAAGAAUGGAAGUAUGAAUAUAAUCAAAGCUGCCGUUCGCCAAGGACGUCCGAAGACAACUGAUAUCGUUCCUGGAACACCGUUACGGCAUUUUCUAUACAAGUCACGAGCAAAUGUUCAGUUCACGAUGCCAUCAUUCGAUCCAUAUUACAACACUCUUGUCAAUCGUCGAAGGUAAGAUCAAAUAUUUUAUUUACUGCUAUUAAACGUUGAAGCGAUGGUCAUUUCCGAUACUGUAAAGUAUCUAUUAGGGGUAUAUCGUUAUCCCACAAAUUAUCAAGCCUCAUGAAAACCACAAAAAUCUAACACCAAUACCCAGGCUCAUGAACCGAUACCAAAACCUCCACUCCGCAACACACAAAAAGCAUUCCCACCUCAAAGUCCUCCACUGUGUCUCCCGGGACAGCAUCUCCCUCGCUUGGACAACACCCCAAUUUGAAUUCUAUUGCGUAGCAGGUCCUAAUGCUUCACGCGCGGGCCUGGCUCAAGGAGCCAAUAAAAUAAUUCAAUGGGUCAAGCGUGAAGAAGAACGUGUGUUUAUUGUUGGUGGCGCCGUCUUUUGAGUACCCAAUCGAGAUAUACGACUUAGUUCUCUAGCUUUGGCUUUGGCUUUUGCUUUGGCUUUUGCUUUUGCUUCGGCGUCGAGAUUCUUUCCAGCCUGCACAAACUCAUCUAACUGGGUUGAAGCAAUUUCUUUAUAAUCAUUGUAUUCGUCUUUAAUCUAAAAGAAGAAGCAAACGAAUUAGUCUCUUUUGCGCAAACCCUAAUGUACCUAGAUAGAACAU
This is a messenger RNA of Sclerotinia trifoliorum, 2569 nucleotides long. NCBI's taxonomy places the organism in Eukaryota, Fungi, Ascomycota, Leotiomycetes, Helotiales, Sclerotiniaceae. The record is from the annotation of a GenBank genome assembly.